AUGAUUGUUCACACAGCAUGUCCACAGCCUGCGGUCCCGCCCCAGCCUGGAGUGAUUGUACUCGACAGCUUGGAUGUCGUCUCGAGUCACCUGAAGAGUCGAUGCCUGCGUCUGUUCGCCCCCCCACAGGACGAGAAGCCAGCAUUGAUUGAUAUGCUGAGUGGCCGCAGGGUGUGUUCCGAGGGACUCACAGGCUCCACAGCUUUGCGGCGCUCGGCGGAUCGAGCUACGUACCAAGGCCUCCGAUGCCAUCCCCAAGCAGCGGAUCAGCCUAUGACGCCAACCGUGGAAACAAGGCCCAAACUCGAACUCAUUCAUUGCAGCACCAAAGUGUGCACCGCAGCAGACUCCCAAGACGUCAAGAGCUCAAACGCCGCUUAUGUUUGA
Purpureocillium takamizusanense is the source of this 387-nucleotide messenger RNA. RefSeq lists its product as uncharacterized. The record is from RefSeq and is a predicted model, not a curated record. Lineage: Eukaryota; Fungi; Ascomycota; Sordariomycetes; Hypocreales; Ophiocordycipitaceae. Bases 1 to 387 code for a protein of 128 amino acids. The transcript has a single exon.